Cinara cedri is the source of this 2104-nucleotide messenger RNA. The record is from the annotation of a GenBank genome assembly. NCBI's taxonomy places the organism in Eukaryota, Metazoa, Arthropoda, Insecta, Hemiptera, Aphididae.
AUGGAAAGCCAACCUUCGUCGACCUUGGCGGUGACGGUAAGUUCACAGCGUUGAGGUCUAUUUGACUUAACGGGGCUCCGAUUGGCGGCAGUACAAGACCUGUCGAAACGGCGGUAUGGCUGUACGCGAUUCUCUCACGGGCCUGGUUACUUCAUAUUACAAUAUAGUGUACCGUGCGAAACUUCCAUCACUUUCGCACACGGUCCUGCGGCCCGGCCAAAAUCUAUAUAGGCGACCCACGACACACUGUCCAUUGUCAAUUCAUUCGGAGCAAUGGUCUCGUCCAUAGUAAACGUCCUGCAGGUAAUUGCUUACUUUACUUACUUACACUUAUAAUAAGUCUUGCUUACUAACCGAUUGUACUGUAAAAAAAAAAAAAAAAAAAACCAAGUCCAUGACAAAAUAUCCGGAAUCGAUAUAAAAUACGCUUACACGUCACCUGUGUUCGCAGGUACUAUUCUGGUCAUGGGCGUUGGUCGGCGUGGCGACGAUCGCGUCCGCCGCUCAAGAUCCCGGCGAGAAGCCGACCGCGGUCACCGAAUCCGGCGAAGUGACGACGCCCGCGGCCGUGGACAGUGCCGGCGGCGGUAACGACGCGAAACAGAACGUGACCAUCCUGAAGCAGAUCAACAAAGUCAACGACGACGGUUCGUAUACGUUCGGCUACGAAGCUUCGGACGGCAGUUUUAAAUUGGAGACCCGCGACGUGGCGGGCAACGUGAAAGGUAUGUUUGGUUUCGUGGACGAGGCGGGCCGGCUCAAGCGGGUGUCAUAUUCGGCCAACAAUUCGUCGUCUGCUAGUAACCGGGCAACCGGGACAACCACCUCGUCGCCGUCCAUCGUAUACACGGUUCCUAUCCGGACUAACAAUAAGGGCGACGAUGACGAACCCGGUGGCAAAUCAUUGACUGCGGGCGUUAAAAAAGUGUUGGUGUCCAAGAGACUGGUCGCGGCACAGUCGCUGGAACAAGAAGUACAGGACAAGGGUCGCGAAGGCAAUGACCUACGCAGGCAGUUAUCGCGAAACGACGAUGACGGGGAUUCUCCUGACGUGUACGGGAUCCACGGUGGGUCGGGUAUGGAUUCGGCGACGGGGCCCGUGUCGCCCGUUGUGUCGGCCCUCAUGGCAGAGUUGAGCCCGAUCAGAGUCUACAGGCCCGUGACGCUACCGCCAUCACCUCUAACACCAUCGUCACAGAAACCGCAGCAACAAUCACUACAGCCAUCGACGACGCUGCCCGCCGAGCUCGACCGACAGUACAAAAUCAGCAGCAGACAAGCCCAGGAUGACGAAGAACCGCCGCAAUACCGCCAGCGAGUCGCUCCGGUACGAUACCGUCAACCGGCACCAGCCACUGAAAUGUACCAGCAACCCGAAUACCAGCAGCCCACGUACCAACCGUCGUCCGCGUAUCAACCAUCACCCACGUACCCGGUACAGUUACCUGCACCGCUGUACCAGCAACAACAACAGCCGAUACCGAUACCGGUAUACGGCCCCAAUAUAGUAGCUCUACGAGAUGAACUCAUGGAACUCAUACUGUCAUUCAUCCAAACGCGCGUCUCGCAACUGAUAACCGUCGCGUCUUACAGCCGUCAACUACCACCAACCGCGCCGUACCCGAUGCCUUACCAACAGCCAAACUAUUAUGUGCCGAGCUAUUAUCAAGGUCCUCGAAUACCUGUGUCACCCGCACAACCCUCGGGAUUGGGCGUUCGGCAAAUCGUCAGUCAACAGGGUUACGCAACCGGAGCGGUCACCGACGCGGCCCCAGUUCAACAGUCCUCACCAAAGAUCACACAAACGCUCAAGGACGGUUUGAUCCGAAUGUUGUUGUCCACGAGCCCGCGGUACGAACCAGAGUAUGCGGCAGGAGAGCAGUCAACGCUGUCCAGGCUGACGUACCGAAGAACCACACAGUCGACGCCAGUCAGGAGCGUGCAGAUUAUUGGAAACGACGACUCGCCGGAUGGCAGUAGUAGACCGGUGACGACCGAGAGUCCCGACUAGUUUACGUCCCCGAGACGAAAAAUUACUAUUAUUAUUAUACCCCUGUGUUUGUUUUUUUUUAUGAUUGAAAUAAAAUCACAUUGAAAUUUUGUA